CGGAUGGAGGCGAUCAGAAGGACAAAACAGAUAAUGGAAAUGAUCAGAAGGACAAAAAAGAGAAUGGAGACGCUCAGAAGGACAAAAAUGAGAAUGGAAAACGGUCAGAAGGACAAAAAAGAGAAUGGAGACGAUCAGAAGGACAAAAAAGAGAAUGGAGACGAUCAGAAGGACAAAAAAGAGAAUGGAGACGAUCAGAAGGACAAAAAUGAGAAUGGAGACGAUCAGAAGGACAAAAAAGAGAAUGGAGACGCUCAGAAGGACAAAACAGAUAAUGGAAAUGAUCAGAAGGACAAAAAUGAGAAUGGAGACGCUCAGAAGGACAAAAAUGAGAAUGGAGACGGUCAGAAGGACAAAAAAGAGAAUGGAGACGAUCAGAAGGACAAAAAAGAGAAUGGAGACGAUCAGAAGGACAAAAAAGAGAAUGGAGACGAUCAGAAGGACAAAAAAGAGAAUGGAGACGCUCAGAAGGACAAAACAGAUAAUGGAAAUGAUCAGAAGGACAAAAAUGAGAAUGGAGAUGAUCAGAAGGACAAAAAAGAGAAUGGAGACGAUCAGAAGGACAAAAAUGAGAAUGGAGACGAUCAGAAGGACAAAAAAGAGAAUGGAGACGAUCAGAAGGACAAAAAUGAGAAUGGAGACGAUCAGAAGGACAAAAAAGAGAAUGGAGACGAUCAGAAGGACAAAAAAGAGAAUGGAGACGAUCAGAAGGACUUGCAUGAUGAUGUGAAAAAUGUGUAUGACCCAUCUGGAAUAAACAAAGAGGAAGAAAGCAGUCAUUUCUUCGCCUACCUUGUCUCUACAGCCGUGCUGGUGGCAGUGCUCUACAUAACUUACCACAACAAGCGCAAGAUAAUUGCUUUCGCUCUGGAGGGAAAGAAGUCCAGAUCCACACGCCGACCUAAAACCACAGAAUACCAGAAGCUGGAUCAGCUUAUGUGAUCUGAAGCCAUCGCAAUGAACGUCUGAAUAAACUGUUGGAGGCGUGAGAAGGAGGGUGGAGGGUGGAGGGUGGAUACUGCGGUUUGAUAUUUUAUCGGUGUGCUGUGAUUGAUUUGACUUUGUGUUAAAUGGACAUUUCCUAUUUUGUACCUUUAGAUGUUUAUUGCAUGACUAUGCAGAUGACACUGUUGCCUUACUGAGGGAAUUAGUGAAAUGCAGCGAAGGUGAAAUAAGCAUUCUGUUCUUUUGCACUUGGGUUGUUAUUCCACUUUUUAGGCAGUCUGGUAAAUUGGCCGGACUAAGGUCCUGACUCAGGAUAUUUCAGUAGCAAAUUAGCCAUUUGGAUUCUAGCCUUGUUUGUUUGGUACAUUUAGAGAUCGCACUGCCUAAAUAAGCCAUCUGAAUCUUUGUAAGAUACUGUACUUGUUUGAGAUGUAAAUGUCUAUCAGAUAAAAAUGUAUCAAGUUUCCAUUUAGACGUAGAGAAGUACCCGUGAAGAGUUUCCUGUUAACAGCCAUAUGGUGUCGGCCAGAUGAAUGUAAUAACAACUUUUAUUUUUCCAGAAGAGAUGCUAUCACUGUGGUUACACACUUUGAAAUGAGCCCGUUUAGUUUUUGAAGAGUUAAUUAAAAAAAAAAAAAAAAAUCUGUUGCUCUCAUUAUCUUUGUGGAAAAUAUGAGCUAUUUAGCCAGCAGCUAUUAAACUUAGCCUAGCAUAAAUACAGGACAUGGGGAAACUAGCAAGACCUUGCUUCAGAUGGAACUAAAUCCAGGACCUUGAAAGCUCAGAAAUGACUUUAUCGAUUCGUACAAAAACUGAACUGAAAACAAUAUGCGGUAGUUUUAGAAGUUCACUACGUGCAGCAGAAACAUUUAUGCUAUGCUCCGCUAAGGUAAUUGGUUGCUGGCUGUAGCUUCCUAUUUGGCAUACGGAUAUGAGAUGCAGCAGCCUUUUCAUGGAACUCUUAGGAAGAAAGUGAGCAACUAGACGACACCUUACCGGUCUUCUCAAGUAUAAUUGAAUUACUUGGGUAGGCGCAUAUAUCCUUAUUUAUUUAUUCAGACUGUACGUCAUGCAAAACAGUCUGGGUGGUCUGGAACAGCCACCUCUUGAAUCACCUAAAAAAAGUGUCUGUCUCGUUUAUGUUUGGCUUCCCAACACAUCUUGUGUCUGCUUUGGAUGAAUUUUUUUCACUUUGUACCACUUGAUGCUUUCUGGUCUAAAAUGCUGUUUAUCCUAACCUGAACACUUGUUAAGAGGAAGCUGGCCAGCAGCUGCAUCAUUUUGAAUGAUGCGACUGAACUAUUGUGUGGUGUAGGGAUGAACACUAUUAUAUAAGAUUUAUUCUUUUCCUGUGUGAUUAUCUUGAGUGAUAACAGACCUGUGCCAAAUUGUGACUGAUUUCUACUUAGUGUCAGUCUUGUAUAUUGUGCCUGUUUCCCUUAACAGUGUAUUUCUAGCAGGUGUUUGUUGAAAGGAAGCCGAUUCUGUUAGGAAAAAAAAAAAAACAAACAAACAGGAAAAACAAGUCCAGAUUAUGUUAAAUUAUAUAUUUUGUAUCGAGAAAUCCACAAAGAAAAUUGGACAUUUUAUAAUCUUUUUUUAACAACACAUUCCUCUGUGAAAUGAAGCACCCGAAUUAGUCAGAAAACAUCAUUGACAACUGGCUAAGCAGUUCAAUAUAAGGUGUUUGUAUGAGUUGAUUAGGAGGGACAUUAUGCCAUCCUUCAGAUGUCAGGCCGAGAGCUGUGAGCCCUAUAAAAAAAGCUUUUUGUACUUCCCGGCCUCAAAUAAGUUGGAUUACUUAUCCAACGUUGAAACACUGGUGCAGUGAUUUGGGGUCUAGACUGUCAGAUACAGGUUUAUAAUCCAAAGAGGUGUUCUGAUACUGAUUAUUCAUCUUGGUACAUAUGAGCCAAGAUAAAUUCCUGCAUUUAAAAGUCUGUUAAACUACUUCACAAAAUAAAAAAAGUAUUUGAAAAUAAA
Mugil cephalus (flathead mullet) is the source of this 2928-nucleotide messenger RNA. It is a transcript of the gene tgoln2, whose product is annotated as trans-golgi network protein 2. Gene Ontology annotation, cellular component: trans-Golgi network transport vesicle; trans-Golgi network; endosome. The transcript is spliced from 3 exons. NCBI's taxonomy places the organism in Eukaryota, Metazoa, Chordata, Actinopteri, Mugiliformes, Mugilidae. The record is from RefSeq and is a predicted model, not a curated record. Bases 4 to 942 code for a protein of 312 amino acids.